Molecule: messenger RNA, 2066 nt
Organism: Opisthocomus hoazin
Lineage: Eukaryota; Metazoa; Chordata; Aves; Opisthocomiformes; Opisthocomidae
Source: RefSeq, a predicted model, not a curated record
AUGCGAAUGACAAGAAGGUAUACGAAACUUGGCUAUGCAGGAAAUACAGAACCUCAGUUCAUUAUCCCAUCAUGUAUUGCAAUCCGAGAAUCAGCCAAAGUAGGUGACCAGGCUCAGAGGAGGGUGAUGAAAGGCGUGGAUGAUCUGGAUUUUUUCAUAGGAGAUGAAGCCAUAGAUAAACCUACCUAUGCUACAAAGUGGCCUAUACGACAUGGUAUUGUUGAAGACUGGGACCUCAUGGAGAGGUUCAUGGAGCAGGUCAUUUUUAAAUACCUACGAGCUGAACCCGAGGAUCACUAUUUUUUAAUGACAGAGCCUCCGCUGAACACACCAGAAAAUAGAGAGUAUCUUGCAGAAAUCAUGUUUGAAUCAUUUAACAUACCAGGACUUUACAUUGCUGUUCAGGCAGUGUUGGCCUUAGCUGCCUCUUGGACGUCACGGCAGGUUGGAGAACGGACUUUGACUGGAAUUGUCAUCGAUAGUGGUGAUGGAGUGACCCAUGUCAUUCCUGUGGCAGAAGGCUAUGUAAUUGGAAGUUGCAUCAAACAUAUUCCUAUUGCAGGUAGAGAUAUUACUUACUUUAUUCAACAACUCCUAAGGGAAAGGGAGGUGGGAAUUCCUCCUGAACAGUCUCUGGAGACAGCAAAAGCCAUAAAGGAGAAAUACUGUUACAUUUGCCCUGACAUAGUGAAAGAGUUUGCCAAGUACGAUGGAGACCCUCGGAAAUGGAUCAAGCAGUACACUGGCAUCAACGCCAUCAACAAAACCAAGUUUGUUAUGGCCCGGCGCCGCUCCCCGGGCCCGGGCACGUUUGCUAAUCCUGAUUUUAUGGAAUCCAUUUCGGAUGUAGUUGAUGAAGUUAUACAGAACUGUCCCAUUGAUGUCCGGCGUCCAUUAUAUAAGAAUGUGGUCCUCUCGGGAGGAUCCACGAUGUUCAGGGACUUUGGACGACGACUGCAAAGGGAUUUGAAAAGAGUAGUGGAUGCGAGAUUGCGACUUAGUGAGGAGCUCAGUGGUGGUCGGAUAAAACCCAAACCAGUUGAAGUUCAAGUGAUCACACAUCACAUGCAGCGUUACGCAGUUUGGUUCGGCGGUUCCAUGCUGGCUUCAACACCAGAGUUUUUCCAAGUAUGUCACACCAAGAAAGACUAUGAAGAGUAUGGUCCUAGUAUUUGUCGUCAUAAUCCUGUUUUUGGAGUCAUGUCAUAAUGCUCGUCUAAUGGAAACAAGAUCUCUGAUACCUUGCUGGUGAAGAAACUCAUGUAAAGCAGAGAAAGGGAGCAGAUACUGUAAAUACCGAAGCAAGUUAUGGGUGUUUCUUGGAAGCAUUUGGAUCACCACUGUGCACUAAAGCACAACUUACAGCCCCAAGUCAUUUCAGUAAAAGCCAUUUCUCUGCUGACUACAUUAAAGCCUAUCUUUCUUUCUUCCUGAAUGUGAGGUAGUUGACAAUAGGUAAGUCUCGCUUUAGGAGGUUGUGCAAAUACUACUGAAACUGAAUCUAGAAGAAUGAGGCAGUGUUUUACUGCUUGUGGAAAGAUUUGAACGUUUCCCACUUGUGCCCUGAUUCUGCAAUCAAAUCUUAGCAAUGGAGCGCUAAAUACCACAUUGCCUUCAGGGGAGUUGGAAUGGAUGCAGGUACCUGCCCAGAAGGAUUAGAUUGCAGGAUUGGGACUGUACUUUGUAAAUGUAGGUUUUUCAUAUCAUUUUGUAUUCUAUGAUACUGAUAAGGGUGAUUGAUGACUAGUUCUAAGCACGAACAGCUAUCAACGUCAUAGAGUGAUGUUACGCAUUUCCGGGUGUGAGGCAUGUAUUGGAGUUGUGCUGGUAUUUUUUUUGGAAAAAAAAAAAAGCCAUGUAUGCUAGAAACUGAUUUGUUCUUGUUUGGAUGACACAAACUAAGUGAUUUACAGUAUUGUAUGAAGUUUAUUAUAGCCACUGUUACUUUGUUUUGAAUUUUCUGAAACUGUUUUAUAGAAGAUGAUGUUUUGUUUUGUUGUUGGUGAGUGGUGGAUGACACACGGGCCUUGCACCAGUGAAAUAAAAGCUGUUAACAUCUUUAUGAA